Molecule: messenger RNA, 2482 nt
Organism: Pipistrellus kuhlii (Kuhl's pipistrelle)
Lineage: Eukaryota; Metazoa; Chordata; Mammalia; Chiroptera; Vespertilionidae
Gene: ARC
Product: activity regulated cytoskeleton associated protein
Biological process (GO): modulation of chemical synaptic transmission; positive regulation of AMPA receptor activity
Molecular function (GO): mRNA binding
Source: RefSeq, a predicted model, not a curated record
AGCUCGGCGGCCGCCUCACCGGUCUCACCGCUCCUGCGAGCCUCCGAGCCUCUCCGCCCGCCGCCAUCCAUCCAUCCAUCCAUCCAUCCACCCAUCCACCCAUCCACCAUCCACCCAUCCACCCAUCCACCCACCCACCCUCCAUCCGUCCUCCUGCAUCCGCCGCACCGGCGCCCGCUCCUCCAGCCGCCGCCGCCGCCGCCGCCCCAGAGGACGCUCCGCCCGCCCUCCGGUCCCCUGCGCCGAUGGAGCUGGACCACAGGACGCCCGGGGGCCUCCACGCCUACCCCACGCCGCGCGGCGGGCCGGUGGCCAAGCCCAACGUGGUGCUGCAGAUCGGCAAGUGCCGCGCCGAGAUGCUGGAGCACGUGCGCCGCACCCACCGGCACCUGCUGGCCGAGGUGUCCAAGCAGGUGGAGCGCGAGCUCCGCGGGCUGCACCGCUCGGUGGGCAAGCUGGAGGGCAACCUGGACGGCUACGUGCCCCCCGGCGACUCGCUGCGCUGGCGCCGCUCCAUCAAGGCCUGCCUGAGCCGCUGCCAGGACACCAUCGCGCACCUGGAGCGCUGGGUCAAGCGCGAGAUGCACGUGUGGCGCGAGGUCUUCUACCGCCUGGAGCGCUGGGCCGACCGCCUGGAGGCCGCGGGCGCCAAGCACCCGGCGGGCGGCGAGCCGGGCCGCGCCGUGUCCGUGGGCGUGGGCGGCCCCGAGGGCUGCUGCCAGGAGGCCGACGGCUACGACUACAGCGUCAGCCCCUACGCCAUCCCGCCGCCGCCGGCCGCGGGCGAGCUGCCGCCGGGCCAGGCGCUGGAGGACGAGGAGGCGCAGCAGUACCCGCCCUGGGGGCCCGGCGAGGACGGGCAGCCGCUGCCCGGCGUGGACACACAGGUGUUCGAGGACCCGCACGAGUUCCUCAGCCACCUGGAGGAGUACCUGCAGCAGGUGGGCGGCUCGGAGGAGUACUGGCUGUCCCAGAUCCGGAACCACAUGAACGGGCCCGCCAAGAAGUGGUGGGAGUUCAAGCAGGGCUCCGUCAAGAACUGGGUGCAGUUCAAGAAGGAGUUCCUGCAGUACAGCGAGGGCACGCUGUCCCGCGAGGCGCUGCAGCGCGAGCUGGACCUGCCGCAGAAGCAGGGCGAGCCCCUCGACCAGUUCCUGUGGCGCAAGCGCGACCUGUACCAGACGCUGUACGUGGACGCCGAGGAGGAGGAGAUCAUCCAGUACGUGGUGGGCACCCUGCAGCCCAAGCUCAAGCGCUUCCUGCGCCACCCGCUGCCCAAGACCCUGGAGCAGCUCAUCCAGCGCGGCCUGGAGGUGCAGGGCGGCCUGGAGCAGGCCGAGCCCGCCGCCCCGCGCCCCGCCCCCGAGGAGGCCGGGGCCCAGCCCGAGCCCGAGCCCGAGGGCGCCCUCACGCCUGCCCUCACCAACGAGUCCGCCCUUCCCCCUCCGAGUGGCAUGGGCAGCGGGCACCGAGCUCGGGACGCCCCAGAGCCGAAGCGGAGACAGCCCGUGCCUCGGGGACCUCAGCUUCAGGGCUGCAGCGCUCCGGCCAUGGCUGCACAGGGUAGCCGGCCAGCCUCGGACAGGACCGCCCACUCCCGUCCUGGAGGAAGCAAGCUGACCCCCAACCCCAAAGCAGCAGCAGCAGCAGCAGCAGCAGCAGCAGCAGCAGCGCCGGCUCCUGGCCCCUCAGCAGCAUCCGUGAUUCAUGCUCCAGCUCAGCGGGCUGACUCACCGCGCGGGCAGAGGGUCCCACGGCCCCAGCCCCCAAACGAGCUGAGGUGGCAGCGUGCCCCGGAGCCAGGAGCACGCCCACAGGUCUCAGGCUCCCCGGAGCCCCGGCUGCUGCGCCUGGCACUGCCCCCUCCCCCCCCACGAGCUGCCGCCCAGGAGAUGCCUGCGGCCAGCAGAGGGGGGUGCGGAGAGGAGACCCCGAGGAGAGGGACCCCGAGAGAGCGGUGCUGAAGACAGGCCGGCUGAGGGCAGGCCGCCAGGUGCCCGCCCCGCCGGCUGCCAGCCCGCGGGCCCCAGGCCUCGGUGGCUGGAGUCGGGGUUUGCUACUCAGGCCCCGACUCACUCCAGCCCGGAACCCGCCGCCGUGUGGCCACCGGCUCCUCCUGCCGAGCUCCCGCCAGCCCUGGGCGAAGGCUGGCCGCGCAGGCCCCUGCCCGGCGCCCCGGGACGCCCCACGCCUUUGCUCCUGGGCUGGAGCUGGUCUCUGCCAGGCCCGCUGCUGCCCGGCCCGACCCCCCCUCCCCAACACCUGGUGCUGCCUCGGCCUGUGUCUGCCGGGCAGGGCGUGUCUGGGGGUCCCCUUUCCGCCCGUCCACUGGGGUUCCCGGAGCGGGGACUGAGCUGCAGGCGACACUGUGCCCCCCCGCCCCCCCCACCCCCCUGGUUGCACAGGAGCAGAACCCAGGCCCGGCCAGGCCUCCCCGAAGACAGACCCUUUUGUACGGUUUUGCUAAUAAAACACUGAAACU